This is a messenger RNA of Vicia villosa (hairy vetch), 1945 nucleotides long. Its product is annotated as AT-hook motif nuclear-localized protein 15. The coding region runs from base 879 to 1799 and encodes 306 amino acids. Gene Ontology annotation, molecular function: minor groove of adenine-thymine-rich DNA binding; DNA-binding transcription factor activity. The transcript has a single exon. The record is from RefSeq and is a predicted model, not a curated record. Gene Ontology annotation, cellular component: nucleus. Lineage: Eukaryota; Viridiplantae; Streptophyta; Magnoliopsida; Fabales; Fabaceae.
CUAGCUUUUGAAGACAUCAUUUUUCUUACACAAGAUGGAGUGCUUGCUAGACACUAGAUAGUGUCUUGCGCAAGUUGCGGUCUGUUUGUAAUGCCAAUCUUAUUUACUCAAGAAGAAGAGUCACGAGUAGGUGACACAACAACAACAAGUGGAUGAGUAUCUGCUUACUUAGGAAGUUGAAAACUUUGAACACAACACUAUAACCGCUUACCAGGGAGACAACCAAAACCACCCUUCACCUCACACACAAUACCACUACCUAUAAUAGAGAUUCUUCUAGUUAUACAAAAAAACUUCAAAGGACGGUGUUAGUAUUUUUAUCUUUAUUUUUUGAAACUGAAACACAGCACUUCUCAAGUUCUCACAUACCCAGACAGAUUUAGAAACAUUAGUACCGAGGGUCCCUCACUGGAGAGUCACAGUAUUCUUGUAACCGUACCAAUUUAUCUGACCUCUUUUUGUGGCAUAGAUUGAGGUACAAUAGCAUAUUUUCACAAUCUUUUUUCCCUGGAAUGAAGGGUUUGUUUCUCUUCUCUUGGUCUUGUACUUCAACCACAGUUUCUUUCUUCACCUUCCUUUUGUUCUCUCUUUUUAUAUUUUCUCCUUUCACUCCACCACCACCACCAGUUUUUUUUCUUAAUCUCUCUAUUAGCUUGAUGUGACUUGUUUUAUUUUCAGUGAUUGUGUGGUUAGGGUUCACAUGCAAAAAUAAACAUGUCUCUAUAGAAUCUUUUAUUUUCUCAUCGGAAAAUUAUCAGAAAAUAAGAUAAGGUUUUGGUUUGGUUUUGGUUUUGGUUUCAACUCAUAGAUCUGAGUGUUGGUUCAUACUUAUCAGCUUCUUUUCCAAGCUAGAUUCUCUCUUUCUUGUGUUAUUGAUUAUGGCUAAUCGAUGGUGGACUGGGAAUGUGGCAACGAUGCCAACAUCACCGACUUCACUUCAGCAGCUGAAAAGAGAAGAGUUGAUGGAAAGCAACAACAACGCGAACUCGACUCCGACUAACAGCAGUAACAGCAACAAUAAUGAAGAUGAAGAUAACAACAACCCUGAAGAUCAGAAUCCUUCGGAGCCUGGUAGUAGUAGUGGCCGGAGGCCACGUGGUAGGCCGCCGGGGUCUAAGAACAAACCCAAACCGCCUAUUGUUAUAACGAAAGAAUCUCCGAACGCGCUUCGGAGCCACGUGUUGGAAAUAGGUAGCGGUAGUGAUGUGGCGGAGAGUAUAGCUGGUUUUGCGAACCGCCGUCAUCGCGGUGUGUCGGUUUUGAGUGGGAGUGGCAUUGUGACUAAUGUGACGCUUAGGCAACCGGCUGCUCCUGGUGGUGUUAUUACUCUUCAUGGAAGGUUUGAGAUUCUGUCGCUUUCGGGUGCUUUUCUGCCUUCGCCGUCUCCGCCUGGAGCGACCGGGCUGACUGUUUAUUUAGCUGGUGGUCAGGGGCAGGUUGUUGGUGGCGCGGUGGCGGGCUCUUUGGUGGCUUCUGGACCGGUGAUGGUUAUUGCAGCUACUUUUGCUAAUGCUACUUAUGAGAGGCUGCCAUUGGAAGAUGAACAAGGUGGUGAUCAAGAGGAAAUGGAAAUGCAAGUUGAACAACAAUCUGGUGUGAAUUCAGCUACUAUUGCAGCAGGAGGAGUUGCUUCUUCUCAAGGUUUGGAAUUCGUCGAACAACACCAUCAUCAUCAACAACAACAACCGGUUUCAAUGCCUAUGUAUAAUUUGCCACCGAAUCUUAUACAUAAUGGUAAUCAAAUGCCUCAUGAUGUGUUUUGGGGAGCUCCACCUCCUCGUCCUCCUCCUCCUUUCUGAGAAAGAAAGGUAGAAAACUUAUUUAUUAAUGGUGUUUAAUCUUACUGACUUGUACUUGUGUGUAGCAUCUCUACUUCGCUGACUGUGCUUGUUGUAAGAACAUAUAUAUACAUAUAUAGCAAGGUUAGGAUUGUUUGUUUUGUUCA